AUGGCGAAUCCAGGGCGAUUCCUCUGCAUAGCACUGCCUUUCCUGCUAACACUAGCAUCGCUCAUCUCGAUGCUAGUAGCCGGCCUGGCAGGCGUCGCCGACAAGAAGCUAUACAUGUUCCGCAUCAACACAACCGACCUCGAGAUCUCGCCUCUCAACGUCCAAAACAUCCUCAACCAAGCCGGCGUCAACAUCCCCAACAACGUCAACCUCGACAACAUCAACAUCCCUAACAACGUCAACCUCGACAACAUCAAUAUCCCCAACGUCAAGAUCGACAUCGACAAGCGCCAGUCUCAGUCCAAGAACAUCACCGCCGCGGACCUCGGCCUCCACAACCUCUACGACAUCUCCAUCUUCACCUACUGCUACACCGACCAAUCCGGCGACCGUCACUGCCCCAAGCCGGCCUUCAACUGGGCCCGCUCCGCACUGAACACCACUCCAGGCGACUUCAACUCCCUGAUCACUACCACCGGCCUCAACGUCACUUUACCCGAAGAAAUUACCUCCGCCAUCCGCGUCUUCACUACUGUCUCCCGCUGGACGCAAUACAUCUAUAUCGCGGCAAUCGGCGCCCUCGUUGUGGAACUCUUCUUCGGCCUCUUCGCGAACUGCUCGCGGGCCAUGAGCUGCGUGACGUUCCUCGUUGCGGGCGUCGCCGCCGUCCUGGUCGGCACCGCCGCGGCGAUGGCGACCGCCACAGCUGCGACCGUCGUCGGGGCGGUCGAGGCCUCCGCCAAAUAUUACGGCGUCGACAGCAAGAUCAACACGCGCUUCCUGUCGGCGGUCUGGUUCGCCUUCACGUUUGCCGCCGCCGCCGCCCUGUUCUGGUGCUUUACCAUCUGCUGCUGCAAGCCGGAUCGGUACAAGAGCGCCGGCGGCGGGGUUAGGCAUCGCGAUGAGAGCGCCUCGGAGAAGUUUAUCCCACUUGCCUCGGGAGCGGGCGCGUCGGCCAAGGGCUAUCAGCGGCUUAGUGAGGCUAGCCUGGGCGAGAAUGGGAAUACGGGGUAUUAUGGCGCCGGAGGGUAUAGUGCCGGGUAUCCAAGGCAGUAUCCGGAGCCGGUGGCAUAUGGGGCGCAGAGGGAGAGUGCUUAUGAGCCAUAUUCGCACGUAAGGACGUAG
Molecule: messenger RNA, 1125 nt
Organism: Thermochaetoides thermophila DSM 1495
Lineage: Eukaryota; Fungi; Ascomycota; Sordariomycetes; Sordariales; Chaetomiaceae
Exons: 1
Coding region: 1-1125 (374 amino acids)
Biological process (GO): fungal-type cell wall organization
Cellular component (GO): plasma membrane; cell cortex of cell tip
Source: RefSeq, a predicted model, not a curated record